Messenger RNA from Spirodela intermedia, 1311 nucleotides. The record is from the annotation of a GenBank genome assembly. Lineage: Eukaryota; Viridiplantae; Streptophyta; Magnoliopsida; Alismatales; Araceae.
AUGAGAUCUGUCCACUACGAGGCGAGGAUGACCCUGCUGGAGGAAGAGCAGGAGGCCGGCAACUACGCCAUGCAGCUGGCCAGCGCCACCGUUCUCCCGAUGACUCUCAAGGCGGCAAUCGAGCUGAACCUACUCGAGAUAAUCAGUCGGGCGGGUUCCGGUGCCCAACUCAUCCCCGAGGAGAUUGUCGUCCAGCUUCCCACGGAGAACCCGGCGGCGGUCAUCAUGGUCGACCGUAUCCUCCGCCUCCUCGCCAGUUACUCGAUCCUCACCUGCUCCGUCGUCGACGACGAUAACGGAAGAGUCCGGAGGCGCUAUGGCCUGGCUCUUGUCUCAUGGUUCCUCACGACGAACAAGGAUGACGGCUCCAUGGCUGCCCUGGCGCUCAUGAAUCAGGACAAGGUUCUUAUGGAGAGCUGGUAUUACUUAAAGAACUCAGUUCUGCGGGGGGGAAUCCCUUCAACAUGGUCUACGGAAUGUCCUUAUUUGAGUACCUCGGGACCGACCCCAGGUUCAACAAGGUUUUCAACGUGGCCAUGUCUAACCACUCGACCAUCACCAUGAAGAGCAUGCUAGAAAUCUACAGGGGGUUCGACGGUCUCUGGGUUCUGGUGGACGUAGGCGGCGGGAUCGACGCCAAUCUGAACAUGAUCAUCUCCAAGCACCCAUCCAUCAAGGGUAUCAACUUCGAUCUCCCCCACGUCGUUGCCGAUGCGCCUUCCUUCCCAGGUAUGACAAAGACCAGCAAAACCCCCAGUUCCUCAGCCCAUUCACAGCUAAUAAUUUCUGCUGGCGACGGAGAAUCUCUGGGUACGCGUAAUGGAAAGAUUCGAUCUUCUCUAUGCACAGGCGUGGAGCAUGUGGGCGGCGAUAUGUUCGCAAGCGUUCCCAGUGGAAACGCCAUCUUCAUGAAGGUGACCGUCUCUCCCAUCGACUUCCCCGCUUCGCUUCCUCUUCAGAAACUUCACCAGUAUUUACUUGAUUGAAUAAUCUUUCUCGGAACUCGGUUUGCAGUGGAUCCUUCACGACCGGAGCGACGAGAACUGCCUGAAAGUUCUGAAGAACUGCUGGAAGCCACUGCCGGAGCAGGGAAAGGUCAUCGUCAUGGAGGGUAUUCUGCCGGGAACGCCGGAGACGACCAGGAAGGCGCAGGGCCUGUUCCACAUGGAUCUGAUCAUGCUCGUCCAAACACCUGGCGGCAAAGAGAGGACUGAGAAGGACUUCGAGUCGCUGGCGCAGGGCGCGGGGUUCUCGGGUUUCGCGAAGUUGAGCACCUCCUUCGGCCUGUGGAUUAUGGAGUUCACCAAGUGA